Molecule: messenger RNA, 1222 nt
Organism: Linum tenue
Lineage: Eukaryota; Viridiplantae; Streptophyta; Magnoliopsida; Malpighiales; Linaceae
Source: the annotation of a GenBank genome assembly
GCAAGCAGUCAAACUACAGAAGAGGAGUAAAGAGCAAAGACUGAUUUCACCACCGGAAAAAAAAAGCACAGAAAUCGCAGAAACUAAUUCAAGAGAAGCGCUCUGAAAAUGGCUGCGGCAACCAACUUAGCAGCAUCCAAAGUUGCGGUGGCCCGGCCGGUGACUUUUGUUACCGGCAACGCCAAGAAGCUGGAAGAAGUUCGCGCCAUUCUCGGCCAAUCGAUUCCAUUUCAGUCCCUCAAGCUCGACCUUCCAGAGCUGCAAGGCGAGCCCGAAGAUAUCUCCAAGGAGAAAGCUCGCUUGGCUGCCCUCGAGGUGAAAGGACCUGUCUUGGUGGAGGACACAUGUCUUUGCUUCAAUGCUCUCAAGGGUCUCCCCGGUAUAAGCUCGAUUCCUUCGCAUUUUCGAUCAUUCCUUUUGAAUUUGAUUAAGUGGUUUCUGCAGAAGAUCGGGCAUGAAGGUCUAAAUAACAUGUUGAUGGCAUAUGAGGAUAAGUCUGCAUACGCUUUAUGUGCAUUCUCUUUUGCUCUUGGACCAGACGUGGAACCUAUAACAUUUGUUGGGAAAACCCCGGGAAAGAUUGUUCCUGCAAGGGGACCGACUGAUUUUGGAUGGGAUCCGAUAUUCCAACCUGAUGGCUUUGAGCAAACAUAUGCAGAGAUGGCUAAGGAAGAGAAGAAUAAAAUAUCUCAUCGCUACAGGGCUCUUGCCAUGGUGAAAGACCACUUUUCGGAAGCUGGCUAUGUGUUUGAUACAGAUGCCUCAACAAAAAGGAAAAGGGAGGGGGAGGAUGUUGCGAAGAAUGGAGACGAGAAUGGUGCCCACUGAAGUCCUAGAAAGAAAGGAAGGAAGGAGAGGAGGAACGGUAAGGUGUUUGUUAGUUAGGAGCCUUUUUUUGGUACACCAUCGAGUAGGGCAAAGUGGAAGCUGCUGCUUAUAUCUCUGCUUCCAAUGAGAGAGGUGAUCAAGCUGGCCGGUUGGUUUGAGUGAAGCUGCUACUUAUAUCGGUAGUUAAGAGGGAUCAUGGUAUAUGGGCAAAUUAACCACAUGUUUGGUAAUUGUUACUCUAUAAUAUGAUGAACUAGAAGCAACAACAACCUCCUGGUCUUCCCUUCUGAAGAGCAAAUACCAAAGCCCAAAUCGAAGGAUAAGCACUUUUUUUAUCAAUGGGUGGCACUGUUUCAAACCGAUGAAAAAUAUAUAGUAAUAAUUUGGGUAAUGA